AUGCGGGGGCCCCCAUACUAUACCCAUGUCGAAGCAAAGCUAUUGCUGUCAGCAGCAGCAGAGUCUCCUGCAUCUGAUGCACACCAGCAGCAGCAGCAGCAGCAGCAGCAGCAGCAGAAAGAGCAGCAGCAGCAGCAGCAGCAGCAGCAGGAGAAAGAGCAGCAGCAGCAGGAGAAAGAGCAGCAGCAGCAGCAGCAGAAAGGGCAGCAACAGAUAUAUUUACAAACAAAGACAGAUGCAAGAGCAACAGAAACAGCUGUAGAUGCAGCAAUAUAUCAACAGCAGCAACAAAAGGAAUAG
Messenger RNA from Eimeria mitis, 300 nucleotides. RefSeq lists its product as uncharacterized. The record is from RefSeq and is a predicted model, not a curated record. NCBI's taxonomy places the organism in Eukaryota, Apicomplexa, Conoidasida, Eucoccidiorida, Eimeriidae. The coding region runs from base 1 to 300 and encodes 99 amino acids. The transcript is spliced from 2 exons.